Messenger RNA from Talaromyces atroroseus, 1377 nucleotides. RefSeq names its product putative gamma-glutamyl phosphate reductase. The record is from RefSeq and is a predicted model, not a curated record. NCBI's taxonomy places the organism in Eukaryota, Fungi, Ascomycota, Eurotiomycetes, Eurotiales, Trichocomaceae. The transcript has 2 exons. Gene Ontology annotation, molecular function: glutamate-5-semialdehyde dehydrogenase (NADP+) activity; NADP binding. Bases 1 to 1377 code for a protein of 458 amino acids.
AUGUCUCUGACCGAGUCGUCCGCAUCGGAAAUAGCGCAGAGCGCAUCACUGGCCUCACGCCGCUUAGCCACCCUUUCGAGUGACUCACGCAAUGAAGCACUGACUGUACUUCAUGCGGCAUUGUCAGACGAACGCGACUAUAUACUGCAAGCGAAUGCGAGAGAUGUCGCCUUGGCUACGCAAGCAGCCGAAAAUGGCGAAUUGAGCCAGAGUGUUUUGAAACGCCUUGAUUUGUCUAGACCUGGGAAGUACGAUGAUAUGCUGCAGGGAAUACUGAGCGUUAGGGACCUUGAAGACCCAGUUGGUAGGGUCACUAUGCGGACGCUCUUGGACGAUGAUCUGGUUUUGGAACGAGUCACCUGCCCCUUGGGAGUACUCCUCAUUAUUUUCGAGGCUCGUCCGGAAGUCAUCGCCAAUAUUGCAGCUUUAGCCAUCAAGUCUGCAAACGCAGCUAUCCUCAAAGGAGGAAAAGAAUCGACAGAGUCUUUUAUUGCCAUAGCCGAGGUCAUUUCAGCAGCGCUUUCCAAGACAGAGAUCCCCAUCCCUGCCGUUCAACUGGUCAAAACGCGUGAUAUUGUAUCGUCACUGCUCGCACAAGAUACCCUCAUUGAUUUAGUGAUUCCUCGGGGCUCGAACGAGCUAGUCCGAUAUGUCAAAGAUAAUACAAAGAUCCCUGUCCUUGGUCACGCUGAUGGUCUUUGCUCUGCGUAUCUUCACUCCGAUGCUGACGUUUCAACUGCCGUCAAAGUCAUCGUUGAUUCCAAAACCGAUUAUCCAGCCGCCUGUAACGCUUUGGAAACGCUCCUUGUUCACGAAAAUGUCCUCGAAAGCGUUUUGCCUGCCGUUGCUGAGGCCUUGCUCGCGAAAGGCGUCUCCCUCCGUUGCGAUCAAGCUUCGAAGAAGGCUUUGACAAAAACUCUCCCACCAGCAAAGGCUGCUCUUUUACAAGACUCCGUUGACCAAGACUACAACACCGAGUUCUUGGAUCUAGUCCUAGCGCUCAAGACGGUGCCCUCCCAGGCUUUAGAAUUAUCUGCCGUACAAUCAGCUAUCGCCCAUGUGAACGCCCAUUCUUCAAAGCACACUGAUAUUAUCAUUACCACUUCGAGGGAAGUUGCCGAAACGUUUAUGGCUGGUGUUGAUAGUGCAGGUGUCUACUGGAAUGCCUCCACACGCUUUGCGGAUGGAAUGCGCUACGGAUUUGGCACAGAGGUCGGCAUUAGUACAAAUAAGAUCCAUACUAGAGGUCCGGUUGGCUUGGAGGGGCUGACCAUUUACAAAUAUCUUAUCAGAGGUCAAGGGCAUGUCGCGGCCGACUAUGCUGGAUUGCCGGGAAGCAAGAAGUGGAAACAUCAAAAGCUGGAUAUCGUGCCUUGA